UGUUUUAGUUGCACCUUUCAAAUUUUAUUUCUCUCCUUUUUUCCUUGAAGAUCUAUAUCAAUAUACCUGUAUCGUUUUAAAUGUAGAAAGUGGAAUAAUAUAUAGCUAAACAGAUAUCAAGCAGGGUCUUAACUGCACUUUGUUGCAGGUGUGGUAUCUAAAAUAAAAAGAGUGUUUUUUCCGCUUGAACAAGGAAAGAGAAAAGAAAUAAGUUAUAGAAGAGUGUAAAAACUGUAAUUGAAGCGCAUUUAUAUUUAUCAGUUUUUGAAGUCUGCAAAAUUAUCCGAAACUGAGACCAGGAUAAUUUUAAUAAAUUUAAUUUCCGAUUUUACGAAUAUAAAAAAAAGAAUUAUAGUUUUGUUUGCGUUUUCUCGAGUAGACAUACGGAUUUUUUCCGCUUGCUUAUACGUCGAAAUCUGAACACGUCGAAAUCUGAACACGUCAAAAUCUGAACUCGUCGAAGUUGUAUCAAGAUUAUAAAGUUUUUGGAAAGUUGCAUCAGUUUACUAUUGUUGUAAAUAAUUUUGUAAUUAAUUAUAUGAGUGUGGUCGACAUACAGUACGGAAAAGUGCGAAAAACAAGUCACGAAAUGUAUACAAGAUCAAUGAUGGAUUCGUGGAAGACCAGUGAAUGAGGCAGGUGAAAGCUGUUCGCUAAUGUCAAGGAAAAGACGACUCGGACAUUAUGUCCUUCCUUCGUGGUUCCGCCAACUAUGUUUGGUGCACUACCAGUGUGCUUGGCAAGGGUGCGACCGGCGCAGUGUUCCAAGGUGUCAACAAGAAUAACGGGGAACCCGUCGCGGUCAAAACUUUCAAUCAGCUCAGUCAUAUGCGGCCGCAUGAUGUUCAAGUGAGAGAAUUUGAGGUCUUGAAAAAGGUCAAGCAUGAGAACAUUGUCAAGUUGUUGGCCAUUGAGGAGGAGCAGGAGGGCAGAGGUAAGGUGAUCGUCAUGGAACUCUGCACCGGUGGUAGUCUCUUUAACAUCCUGGAUGAUCCCGAAAACACUUAUGGUCUCGCGGAGAGCGAGUUCUUGUUAGUGCUGGAGCAUCUGUCAGCUGGUAUGAAACACUUGCGUGACAAUAAUUUAGUUCACAGAGACUUAAAACCAGGUAAUAUAAUGAAAUUCAUCGCUGACGAUGGCAGUACAAUAUACAAGCUUACUGAUUUUGGGGCUGCUCGAGAAUUGCAGGAAGAUCAGCAAUUUGUUUCUCUGUACGGCACUGAGGAAUAUCUGCAUCCAGAUAUGUAUGAGCGUGCAGUCUUGAGGAAACCUGUUGGUAAAACGUUCGGUGCGACUGUCGAUUUAUGGUCUAUAGGCGUGACCCUCUACCAUGUUGCGACAGGAAACUUGCCGUUCAGACCAUUCGGUGGACGAAGGAACAAGGAGACCAUGUUUUAUAUCACCACGAAAAAAGCGUCGGGUGUAAUAUCUGGUCUGCAAACUUCGGAGAAUGGACCGAUUGAAUGGAACAGAGAGCUGCCGCAGAGCUGCCAGUUAAGCGUGGGCUUGAAGAAGAUAGUGACUCCACUACUGGCCGGCCUGCUGGAGGUAGAUCCGCAAAGAAUCUGGAGCUUUGAUCGAUUUUUCAGCGAAGUCACUGACACACUCUGCAGAAAAUCCAUUCACAUAUUCAACGUUCACAAAGCUGGCUUGAUCAAGGUCUUUCUGCAUCCUGAAGAGAAGCUGGUCGCUCUGCAGAUACACAUUCAAGAUCAAACCGAUAUUAUGCCCCAUGCACAAAUUCUUCUUUUGGGAGAAACCCCUCUCACGAAUCUCGUCGAGGAGUCUAUGCCGGGCAAGGGAUAUCCCGCUACCAGCAACGACAAACCGUUGAUGUUGUUCUCGCGAGAAAACAACAACGUUGUCUUGCCAGUGGAGAGCGAACUGCCUAAAUUUCCCGUUUUCGCAAAUCUCGUUUCCGUGGAGAACGACGCGAGUCAAGCCAAGGUCGCGUGUUCCGUCGGUCACGUCUGUAAACGUAGAAUCGACAAACUGGCACUGUGCAGUAAAUUGUCGCGAGAUGCCAUAGAAGCGUUUAGUAGUCUGUUGUCUACGGAGCUCACUCGAGUGCUGGGAAAAUGCCAGCAUGCGAAGGAAUUCACGAAGGCCUUGGAGGACACUGUGUUCGCUAUAGAGAAGAACGAGACUUUUGCCAAGCAUGUCUUUCGAAAAUUCGGGAGUCAAACUCCGGUGGAGGUGAAAAAUUGGCGGAAAGAAUUAGACACGAAGAGCAAAGAGCUCACGACUGAGCUGACGCCAGCGAUAGUGCAACUUCAUCAAAGGUAUGUAAAGGAAGGUAGUUUACGCGGAGAAUGGGACAGUAGUACUCGAAACUUAUGGUGCCCGUGGGCCACGAAAGCAAGCCAAAGGGCAGCGACGUUAGUCGACCGUUUGAGGGAUGGAUGGCAACAUUUGCUGAGAGACAGAGCCACUCGUAAUCUUACUUACAACGACGAACAGUUUCACGUUCUUGAACGUAUAAAGGUCACGGAAACGGGACGCCGAUUGAAAGUGCUUCUCGAGACGGAAUGUGCACCGGCUAUGACGCAGCGAUCCGAGUGCGUCGCCGAUUGGUACAAAAUGGCACAAACGGUGUUCCUGCAAACUCAAAUAUUAGACAAAGACAUCGAUAUUUACGAAACUGCCUUGGAGUCAUUCUCUUAUCGUUUGUCGCAAGACAGUAAAGAGCGUUACGAGAAUCUACUGCAUUCGCUGGACAGGCUUCCGGGCAAGUCGAAAACGAUCGAAAAAACAAACGUGCCGGCCCAAGAGAGCACGAAGAAAUGGCGCAACAUCUGCGACACGCAAGAACAAGUUACGAUGUUGCUUUAUGAAAAUGGUCUGCUCAUAGAUCAGCUUGACCAUUUGUCAGCGAUUGAUAGAUUGGAAGAUAUAGGCGAUUCGGGAUAUGAACUUUAAUGUGUGCAAUUUUGUCAUUUCUCUAUCAAUUCGACGAUACUUAUGAGAUGAAGACUGAAAAUCAGGGUGUAUAUAUUAGAAGUCAGAUUAUGUGUACAGCUAUUGAUGUACAGAUUGUUAAGUAGAUAAGUAUAAGUGUAGACGCGACUUCGUACUUUUAUCCUUUUGACUAAAUAAAUCGUUAUUUUAUUUUAAAGUCAA
Linepithema humile (Argentine ant) is the source of this 3120-nucleotide messenger RNA. It is a transcript of the gene IKKepsilon, whose product is annotated as I-kappaB kinase epsilon. NCBI's taxonomy places the organism in Eukaryota, Metazoa, Arthropoda, Insecta, Hymenoptera, Formicidae. Gene Ontology annotation, biological process: peptidyl-serine phosphorylation. Gene Ontology annotation, cellular component: cytoplasm. Gene Ontology annotation, molecular function: protein serine/threonine kinase activity; ATP binding. The record is from RefSeq and is a predicted model, not a curated record.